This is a messenger RNA of Protobothrops mucrosquamatus (brown spotted pit viper), 1212 nucleotides long. RefSeq names its product signal peptide peptidase like 3 (gene SPPL3). Gene Ontology annotation, cellular component: Golgi-associated vesicle membrane; cytoplasmic side of endoplasmic reticulum membrane; lumenal side of endoplasmic reticulum membrane. NCBI's taxonomy places the organism in Eukaryota, Metazoa, Chordata, Lepidosauria, Squamata, Viperidae. Bases 85 to 1212 code for a protein of 375 amino acids. Gene Ontology annotation, biological process: membrane protein proteolysis. Gene Ontology annotation, molecular function: aspartic endopeptidase activity, intramembrane cleaving. The transcript is spliced from 11 exons. The record is from RefSeq and is a predicted model, not a curated record.
UACUCCCUUGUGGACUCUAGUCAAGUAUCCACGUUCCUAAUUUCCAUUCUUCUCAUUGUUUACGGCAGCUUCAGGUCCCUGAACAUGGACUUUGAGAAUCAAGACAAGGAAAAGGACAGCAACAACUCGGCUGGACCCUUCAAUGGCGGCAGCACCAAUAACAGUAUCCAGACCAUUGAUUCGACCCAGGCGCUUUUCCUGCCCAUUGGGGCAUCGGUGUCUCUCCUGGUUAUGUUCUUCUUCUUUGACUCGGUUCAGGUGGUUUUUACAAUAUGCACAGCAGUCCUUGCGACAAUCGCCUUUGCUUUCCUCCUGCUCCCAAUGUGCCAGUAUUUAACACGACCUUGUUCACCUCAAAAUAAAAAAAGGCUCAGGGAUGGCGUCUUUGAGAGGCCUUUGGCAGCCCCCUUGCACAGGAAUGCCCACCAGGAGCCGUUGAGCAUCCUCUCCUCAUCUGCCCAGCUAAUGGGGACAACCCUUAUUCACCUCGGACAUGAGCGGAAGGCAUCAGAGUUCCUUCUAACCUACCUCUUUCCCCUGACCCUGGGUCCCCUGGCAGCUCUGGCCAUGGGCCUCUGUGUUGCAAUGAUUGCCUUCGUCCGGCUGCCGAGCCUUAAGGUCUCCUGUCUGCUGCUAUCAGGGCUAUUAAUUUAUGAUGUCUUUUGGGUCUUCUUCUCUGCCUACAUCUUCAACAGCAAUGUGAUGGUGAAAGUGGCCACACAGCCGGCAGAUAACCCCCUGGAUGUUUUAUCUCGGAAGCUUCACCUGGGGCCCAGCGUUGGCCGGGACGUCCCACGCCUGUCGCUGCCUGGCAAACUGGUCUUUCCAAGUUCCACAGGCAGCCAUUUUUCCAUGCUGGGGAUCGGAGAUAUUGUGAUGCCAGGCCUGCUGCUUUGCUUUGUUCUGCGUUACGACAACUACAAAAAACAAGCAAACGGAGAGUCCUGUGGCACAGCGGGACCCGGGAACAUUUCUGGCCGUAUGCAAAAAGUCUCCUAUUUCCAUUGCACUCUCAUCGGAUACUUCGUAGGGCUCUUAACAGCCACCGUGGCGUCUCGCAUCCACCGGGCAGCCCAGCCGGCUUUGCUGUACCUGGUGCCCUUCACCUUGCUGCCACUCCUCACUAUGGCCUACUUAAAGGGCGACCUGCGCCGCAUGUGGUCGGAGCCAUUCCAUUCGAAGUCCACCAGCUCACGGUUCUUGGAGGUAUGA